CACGUCAUCUGUAGUGUCAUGAGGAACUACUAGCAGGCUAGGAUACUUCAGUGAUCUCGGUGCAUCUAGUCAUAGCUCAUAGAACAUAGUGUUGUUCUGUUUAUUGUAAAUAUCUAGAGUAACGUUAUAUCUAUAAUCACGAUGGCUGGAGUUUUAGCACGUAAAGCCGUUGAUCACCUGAAGAGCAAGGAGAUGAGAGAGUAUUUGAUGAGCACGCAUUUCUGGGGGCCAGUGGCUAACUGGGGUCUACCCAUCGCUGCUAUGGCCGACAUGAAGAAAAGUCCUGAGAUUAUCAGCGGGAGGAUGACGUUUGCUCUGACGUGCUAUUCCCUCCUCUUCAUGAGGUUUGCUUACAAAGUUCAGCCAAGGAACUGGCUACUGUUUGCCUGUCACUUAACCAACGAGACAUGUCAACUGAUACAAGGAGGACGGCUUAUCAAGUACAACAUGGAAAAGAAGUUGGCCAAAUAAUGAACUGAAGAGGAACUCGCAUUGCACAGAGGGUUCACGGCAGUGGGCUUUGACUCAGUUUUAUUCUGAUCAUGUAGUAGCAGUUAUUUAAUGAUGAACUAAUCCUCCUAGACAUCGGCUGUGUGGUCAGCUGUGGUGAGGAUCACUGCUAGAAGGUCACAUCUGUUCCAUAGUUAGCAGCUGUCUAGGGGAAGCCCUAACUCCUUGAAUCAAUUUUGGGUUAAUUGAUUUGUUUUUUGUCCCAAGUAUUACGCACAAAUUAUGAAAUGUGUGGAAUGUACAUAUGCUUCGUGUAACAACUUUUAAACAACUGUUACAAACACAUUACUGUUUUUAAAAAGGGUCUCCCAUCAUAAUAAAUACACACAGUACAUUCUUGUAAAAAUCUUAUUUUAAUUUGGAGUAAUUAUUCUAAAUGAUAAUGUGGCAGUCUAUGAACAGACACAAUAAACACUGUAUCAAAAAGGAAA
This is a messenger RNA of Clupea harengus (Atlantic herring), 941 nucleotides long. It is a transcript of the gene mpc1, whose product is annotated as mitochondrial pyruvate carrier 1. Gene Ontology annotation, biological process: pyruvate import into mitochondria. Bases 142 to 471 code for a protein of 109 amino acids. The record is from RefSeq and is a predicted model, not a curated record. Gene Ontology annotation, cellular component: mitochondrial inner membrane. NCBI's taxonomy places the organism in Eukaryota, Metazoa, Chordata, Actinopteri, Clupeiformes, Clupeidae. The transcript has 5 exons.